CAGCAUUAAUGGCCAACCUAUUCCCCAGGGAGGGGGGGCAUUGCUGCCGGUGCUGCUCUGCUCUCCAUUCAGUACUCUGGUGAUGACAGCUCAGCAAGGAUCAGCAAUAGGAGUAAUAAUGGGACCAGGCAUUCAAGAUUACUCCUUAUUACUGCACAGAGGGACACAGAAAAAGGAGAACCGAACCCAUGAACCCCACAAAGGAAUGGUAAUUUCCAACGGUGGAAAGGGCCAUGCAAGUACCAAAGGACUAAAGAAACAAAUCCCCCAUGUGAAACCUUUUCCCAGCAGACUAGGAAAGACUGUUUCAAAUGGCACCGAAAAGGGUUCCCAUCAUACCCAGGGUGAUGAUCAACAAAAUUUUCUUUGCAAGGAAAGAAAUAGGCUAGAUGAGGAUUAUCAGAAAAACAGAGCGAUGGGUGCUGGUGCAUUGCUGUACAGAGUACAGGGGCUGAGGAAGAACCUCCCAGAAAAAAAGGAGAAGGAGUCUGUGCUUCAGAGCACCCCUUCCAGCUGGAAGUGUAGUUCACAGUGUGGUGGCAACAGGGCAGAAGAUGCACUGAUGCAAAGUUUUUAUAGCAAUAAAAGAAGAGAGUGCAAAAGCAAUCUUGAAGAGUGCAUUGCUGAAGCUCUUCCCUGCACUUCUAAAUAUCCAGGGGCUUCUGUGAAUGAGAUGUUUCUUGAUUUUGAAGCAGUGCAAAUCAUUAAAGAGGAUGCCGAUGAGGACAGUGCCAGUGACCUUUCUGACUCGGAAAGAAUUCCCAUUCCCCCAUCUCCGUGCACGCCACCAGCACUCAACCUCCGAGCUGAAGAAAUUGACCCUGUCUGCUUGGAACACCACUCUGACGCAGAGUUUAAAGAAUCCGAGUAUUAUUACCCAGAUUUCCUCCCACCCCCUUUCAACUCCUGGGACCUGAAGCAGUUGGCAAUGUUUGUGAACACAGAGGGGAAAUCCGAAUCUCCACCCUGCCCAGCAGGAUUCCUGGAGAAAUACAUCGAUCGGCUUUUGCAGCUGGAGUGGCUGCAGAUGCAAACCGUGCAGAACGAGAAAGGAAAGGCAGCCAAAGCUAGGCCUCACACUGCUCCUGCUAUCGCUCGGGCCCUAAAAAGCCCUGCUAAAGGCAAAGCCGUGCAUAGCCCUUUGCCUAACAAGCAGCUAACUCCCCAAGAAAAUGUUGCAAAGCUCCACACCACUCAUUCAGGUCCCAGGAGAGAUUUACACUGUGAAGAAAACAGCCAGUUAGACGCAUAUCCGAAUCACUUGAAAGUUGCUGAGGUGCUGGGUGGCUCAUUGCCUUCUCAGAGGCCAACCUGUGAAAUGAGGAGCGAGGCAAAAAAGAGGCCAACCACCAAGCAACAACUUUUUAAUAUGAAGCCUUGUGAGAGCAGCUCUAAAAUUCAGGGCACUGGUAACAUCAGACCCCCCAAGCAACCCGCCGCCUUCCCUAGUUCAGCUGCCCCUACCAACGGCCUAAAAACAUACUCGUAUACAAAUCCGAAGAAGAAUGGUCACGCGAAUAAUUACGUUCCUUCCAAAAAAACAACAGGGGAAAGAAAGCUAAAAACAAAUGGCACAAAGCAAGCAUCAUAUAUAUUUAAAUAAUGAUGAACAGAUGAUUAGUGAAUUAGCACUGCUGUGUUGACAGCUGGACAGUCGUGUUCUCCUCUAGAGGGGAAUGGUUUUUUUGCAUAGAAAAAUAUUGAGGAAACUUGUUCUUACUCCACGCUUGUGAAGUCAAUAUUGCACAUUAAAUGCAUUUGAUUUUAAACCAGCAGGGCCAACAGGGACUUUUCUUCCCUGAAGGCAAGUGUCUUCCAUUGGUUCCUUCUUCAAAGGAUUCACAGUUGCUAACUUAGGAUGACUCUAGCUAAGGAAAAAGUUUAGAAAAAAAUGUCUGGUUUCUCCUCACAGUUGCACUAGUGUAACUUCAUCAACUGCUGCGGAGUUGCUCCCACUUACGUGGAUGUGUGCAAGAAGAGAAUCGGACCCGUAUUUUCUCCCUUGAGCAGAUGCAUAAUGCAUACACUGUAUUAUGAGACAGGUUUGCUUUUCUUUGUGACGCAAAACGGCUUUGUUACUUUUUAUAUAAUAGAGCAGACUAUACAAGAUCAUUCUCUCUCUGAUUCUUGAGGGAAAUUGGACCCUUGUCAGGGGAACAGAGGGUAGAAGAGCAGGGAAUUAGGCAGAGAAAGUUUUGAAGUCAUCUUCUGUGCCAGGAAGAAUUCCACUGGUGAAAGUCAGACAGUUUCUAUAGGACCAAUAUUCUCUCUCGUGGUGACCAGCCAAGAUAUGAACUUACUAUUUUUAUAUGCUAUGCUUGCCUUCAUUGUAUUUGUGGAUCGUUUUCCUUGAAGUUUUUUUUUUUUUUGCAGGUGUUGAUGGCUUAUGGUAUUCAGAAGAGGUGACCUAAUUUUCCCACUCUCUUUGGACUGGAGUCCCAAUCCUGCAUGAUCCAAUACAUUCUCAGCUCCUUGUGAUGGAAACUGGAAUUGAAGUUACUGGGUGGCCCCAGAUUGGCCCAACAGCAGUUUUAGGAAAAGAAAAAACAGAUUUGCUUUCUUUUUCAGUAAUGGAUAUACUUGUCCAGUAAUGGAUUUGUUGUGACAUGACAACCAGGCCUGAAUGCAAUCCUUGUCUCUUGCAAGUGACAUAACUGCAUUCAAGCAACAUCUGCAAAUAAAAUUGUCCUUAAAUUUGGGAAGGAAAAUCGAUCUCAGUAAGAUGUUACUAUUUCCCAGGGCUGGGAAUGAAUUAAAUUGCCAGUAAUCUAAGCUCUAAAACUGGCUAUACACAUGCUCCUUAGUGUUCUAAUUAGAACACAUCAGAGGAGACCCAAUCAAAUCUGCUGCACUUUCUAAUGAGAACACUUCAAUGUUGCUGCAGGAUCAGGUGUAUUUAGCCCCCACGUUUUAAAAUGGCUGUGGGGUGCUUUAUUCGAUGAGGUUUAGAUAAAGCAUCCCACGGCCAUCUUUAAAUGUGGGAGCUUAUUACACAUGAUGCU
This is a messenger RNA of Gavialis gangeticus (Gharial), 3002 nucleotides long. It is a transcript of the gene FAM217B, whose product is annotated as family with sequence similarity 217 member B. Bases 83 to 1603 code for a protein of 506 amino acids. Lineage: Eukaryota; Metazoa; Chordata; Crocodylia; Gavialidae. The transcript is spliced from 5 exons. The record is from RefSeq and is a predicted model, not a curated record.